AUGUCGUUGUCAGAACAAAUAUGUGAUAAGAUGUUGUUAAUACCUGAAUACUUAUAUAUACCUAUUGUUGUGUUAUCAUUGUAUGUGCUGAAAUCAAAGGUGCAUUCUCCAGUCACUCUCGGUGUAAACAUUGUAGUAAUUAGGAUGCCGCGGUGUGUUUUUGUACCGUUGUAUUCACAGUGCGGAAGGAUUACCAUACUGGGGGCUUUAUUUAUAAUUCUUUACCAUGCGAAUAACACAGAUGCACGCUUCAUGGUGCACGACACACCAUUGUCCUACGAACAGGCAGUGAAGACGUGUGAAGUGGACUACUAUGGAAGAUUGGCGGGAAAACAUGACAUCAACGAUAACAUCAUAAGUAAUCUUUCCGAAAAUACCCAAUAUUGGCUCAAUGAAUACACAGUACUGUCGGAUUGGAUUAACUAUGUAGGUUGUUUUAAUGCUACCAUUGUGUCAGAAGUGGAUGUUUUGGACAUAGCCAUUAAACCUCACACGGUGGCGUCUUGUUACGACGAAUGCAAUCAGGCAAACCUAUUUGCUCUCCAGGGUGGAAGAUGCUGGUGUUUAAAUGGGACUGUCGUAAAAACAGAUCGCUUGAACACUUCCCUCUGCUCAAGCAGAUGUUCUGGUACAGAUAAAUACGAAAAUUGCGGAGCUGAUGAUUUCUUCAGCGUAUAUUCUAAAUAUGCUAAAGCAAAUGUCACUAAAGUUCAUCACAGAAGAUGCAGUUAUUACAUCUGCAAUGCAACUUUUCCAAAAGGAUUGCUUGCAGCGGAUUUUUGCAAUACGACUCAUUCUGUUGUAUGUGCAUCAGAAAACGAGAACGCAAGUAAAGUCGAACUUGGAACAUACUAUGAUGCUGUCAGGAAAUGUCAAAUAAACGGAACCUUGGUUUACAAUAAUGCCAAAGAUGGAAGAGGUGUUUGUGCCGUACGGGACAACGUUUAUCAGAAGAAAGGUUUCUGGACGUCAAUAUAUCGUUAUGAACAAAUCCUGCAACCUGAUGAUGGAAUUAAGGGCAUGGAGAAUUCGUACAGAUGUCAGAUCUUGUUUGUCCGAAACAAAGUCCCUCAAAUUAGCUUGGUGCCUUGUGAUUUAUUUGCGAAAAGACCUUUCUUCUGCAUGCCAAAUACAGUAGAACCUACGGUGACAGUACCAACCAUGUAUGAAAUGAACAUAAAACAUGAAGAAUCCUCCACAUCUGGAUUGGUAGCUGGGAUCGUUGUAACGUCUUUAAUAUCUGUAUUUAGCCUAUUGGUUGUCCUCUUCGUAGCUCGAAAAAGAUUUAAAAAGAAGUUGAAAAGAAAGCGUACAACAAAAUUUACAUAUAUCAACAACACAGUUUCAAUAGAGGAUGGAGAAAAUAAUGACGAGAUUGAAAGAUGUGAGAGGCAGAUUGGAAACAGAGGUGACAAUCCUGACCAUCAGCGAUACACAGAUACGCUCAAUGUCGGUCAAACUAACAAUGAAACAACCGGAAGUGAAAUGACUGUUGAAUAUGACUUCGUGAACAAUUCUCACAUCGAAGCAAUCGCGUCUGAAGAAAACAUAUACGAUAAUAACUCCCAAACUGGAGAUGACACGUACUAUGAAAUGUCCCCCGAUAAUGAUGUACGUGAAACAUCUGCGUCAAACAACAUUGCUACCCAGAGGUUUUCUGAUAACCCUUUACCAGACUAUUUAGAGGGAAUAUACGACACACCAGUGGCCAGUAUUGUACAUGAAAGCUCCCUCAGAAAAUCUGCAACAAAAUCAGAGGAAGCCAAUGAUCAAAGCGAUAACCAAAAUUUAAAUACAAAUGAAAAUUUGAAUGAAAUCUCCUAUGAGCAAAUGGAAUCACUGGAAAAUGGAGAGGAUAAUUAUAGAGAGAUGUCCGGGAUCUGAAACCGUAGAAAUGUUUGUUGCAAAAUCGUCAUUAUUGAAUGAUAUAACCAAAUGCCUGCUGGUACAUUUGAUUUGUAAGAACAGGGUUGUACCGAACCAGUUACUUAAAAUGUGAAAAAGACAAAUCGUAUGUACAAUGUAUCAAUAAUGAGCGUAUUUAUACAUAUGUAUGUGUGGACCGAUUUUUGCACAGCAUAUUGUUUCUUUCUGUAACCAGUCAGCAGGGGAUGCUUAUUCAUCCUAGGCACCCUAUCCCACCAUUGGUGUUUCCUGGAGUCCGUGUUUGUCUUGUUUUUUUAUUUAAUUUGUAAUUUAGAGGAUAUAUUAAAUUGAGAUUGUCCAGGGGUAUGUGUUUGCCCCCUCCUAAUUUUGCAUUCCUUAUAGGAUUUUUGAGAUAGAUCACUGUUUGUUAUCUUCACUUGUUCAUUGAUCACUGUUCGUUAUUGUCAUCCUUUUCAUAGAUUUACAGAGUUUAUGAUAAAUGUCAUACUCGUUGCUUAAUACAUACUUGUAUUAAAACGAAAUAAGGAAGUAAAUAACUUCACAAUUAUUAUUUAUUAAAACCAUUUCCUUUUUUACGGUUCAGCCUCAUUCCUGUUUCCCUUUUCGUCUUAAAUUCUCUUUUUGUCGUUUGUUUUCUUCCUGUCUUCUACUCCAUUCUUUUCCUUAUUAGAUUUCUUUCCUGUCUUUUUUUCUUCCGUAGUUUUUCCGUUUUCCAUUACUUGGUCUGACGACUUAGUAUCCAAUGCACUCAAUAAAUGAUUAAUGGAAAUUA
Molecule: messenger RNA, 2659 nt
Organism: Ostrea edulis (European flat oyster)
Lineage: Eukaryota; Metazoa; Mollusca; Bivalvia; Ostreida; Ostreidae
Exons: 10
Coding region: 1-1884 (627 amino acids)
Source: RefSeq, a predicted model, not a curated record